AUGGUUCUUCAAGAUUUAGAGUCGGCGCAUAAAUGCUGCAGUAUCAGGAUCUUACAAGGGUCCAGCAAUUUAGAUGAGAAGGCAUUCGAUGGCAUGAUCAAAGAGAUCUGUUCUGCAUUACUCGAGGCCGAUGUGAAUGUUAGAUUAGUGGGAAAUCUGCGAAAAUCCAUCAAAGCCUCUGUGAACUUUAAAGAACUCGCCCCGGCGGUCAAUAAGAAAAAAGUCAUUCAAAAGGCUGUAUACGAUGAAUUAGUCAAACUUGUCGACCCCCAUGCCGAACCCUUUAAGCCAAAGAAAGGCAAAGCGAAUGUUAUUAUGUUUGUUGGAUUGCAGGGAGCUGGAAAAACCACGACAUGUACGAAAUUGGCAAGAUGGUAUCAAUCAAGAGGCUUCAAGGCUUGUUUGGUAUGCGCGGAUACCUUUCGUGCAGGUGCUUUUGAUCAGUUGAAGCAAAAUGCUACAAAGGCUAAAAUUCCAUAUUACGGUUCUCUCACACAGACGGAUCCAGCGGUUGUAGCAAAGGAGGGUGUGGAUAAGUUUAAGAAAGAGAAAUUUGAGAUCAUUAUUGUGGAUACCAGUGGAAGACAUCGACAAGAGGAUGCAUUAUUCCAAGAAAUGGUGGAUAUUCAAACAGCCGUGAAGCCCGACCAAACUGUGAUGGUAUUGGAUGCUAGUAUAGGACAGCAAGCCGAAGCCCAAAGUAAAGCUUUUAAAGAGACUGCUGACUUUGGAGCUAUCAUUAUCACUAAAACUGAUGGACACGCAAGUGGAGGUGGUGCAAUUUCUGCAGUUGCAGCAACACAUACACCUAUCGUAUUUAUCGGAACUGGAGAGCACAUGCUUGACCUAGAAAAGUUCGCACCCACGCAAUUCGUUUCCAAACUACUGGGUAUGGGAGAUAUGCAAGGGCUUAUGGAGCAUGUCCAGUCUCUAAAAUUAGACCAGAAAGAUACUAUGAAGCACAUCGUGGAAGGUAUCUUUACGGUUCGUGAUCUUCGUGAUCAGUUAUCUAACAUUAUGAAGAUGGGUCCCCUAUCAAAAAUGGCUGGUAUGAUUCCGGGUAUGGGAUCCAUGAUGCAAGGAAUGGAUGACGAAGAUGGCGCCAUGAAGCUCAAACGUAUGAUAUAUAUAUGUGAUUCGAUGACAGCGAAAGAACUCGAUUCAGACGGAAAGAUGUUUAUCGAUCAACCUACUAGAAUGACAAGGAUAGCUUGUGGAAGUGGUACCAGUGUAAGGGAAAUAGAGGACUUGUUGACUCAACACAAGAUGAUGGCGGGUAUGGCAAAGAAAAUGGGCGGAAACAUGAAGAACAUGCAGAAAGCACAAGGGGCAAUGGGAGGUGGAAACAAGCAACAACAAUUGGCUGCUAUGCAAAAGAGAUUAGCCUCGAUGGGAGGUGGCGCAGCUGGCGGAAUGCCAGAUAUUGGUAGCAUGAUGAAAAUGCUCGGUGGUGCGGGAGGUAUGCCAGGGGGUAUGCCUGACAUGUCUAGUUUGAUGAAAAUGAUGGGAGGUGGUGGAGGUAUGCCAGGAAUGCCAGGUAUGGGAGGUAUGGGAGGAACUCCUCCUGCAGGCAGAGGUAGAAGGUAA
Molecule: messenger RNA, 1587 nt
Organism: Sclerotinia sclerotiorum 1980 UF-70
Lineage: Eukaryota; Fungi; Ascomycota; Leotiomycetes; Helotiales; Sclerotiniaceae
Exons: 4
Coding region: 1-1587 (528 amino acids)
Biological process (GO): SRP-dependent cotranslational protein targeting to membrane; SRP-dependent cotranslational protein targeting to membrane, translocation
Cellular component (GO): cytosol; signal recognition particle, endoplasmic reticulum targeting
Molecular function (GO): endoplasmic reticulum signal sequence receptor activity; 7S RNA binding; ATP hydrolysis activity
Source: RefSeq, a predicted model, not a curated record